This is a messenger RNA of Menidia menidia (Atlantic silverside), 3192 nucleotides long. Lineage: Eukaryota; Metazoa; Chordata; Actinopteri; Atheriniformes; Atherinopsidae. The record is from the annotation of a GenBank genome assembly.
GGCGAGCUGCUGCCAGGUGAACGGCAUUGACUCCAAUCAGCAGCAGAGCUGCAGGACUUCAAGCACACAGGCAGAAAAACAAGCCCCACCAAUUCUCAGCUUUGCCUUUGGGGAUCAUUCGAACCUGGAUGGAAACUGGGAAUCAUGUUAGGCCCCCGGGAGCUCCGUUCGAGAUUCUUUGUGCUGAUCUGUGCAGCUGUGCUGUCGUUCAUGGUGUGUUCACAUGCUGUGGGAGCCGGUGUUGUGAGACGACUCCAAACUCCUCACAGCCAACACCCCCCCCUCUCACGGGGUCUGCCGUCCACAGAUGGUGGUCCUGGGACCCUGUCAAUCCCUAACUAUCAGUCACAACCUGCGCAGCACAUAGAAGGGGGCUUUAGUCUAAGCAACAGAAGCAACAGGUACCCUCGAGUGAAGAUAACCAAACUGCAAAGAGGAGGAGAGAGACCAGCAAGCAGUCCUUCCACAGGUCCCUCUAUUCCUGGGGGGCAAAGCCUCCAGAGAUGGCAGGCCAGAAAUAAUGACCAAACUCUUCCUGAGAAAGCAGGAAACCCGGGAACCUCUCAAAUUUCUUAUUUUGCUGUCAGUAGAAAUUCAAUCAACACAGAAGACGUGAAGGCAAGAGGGUCUUCAAAGGUGGACGAUGGUAAAUCUCUGGGGAAAUCCUUGUAUUCCUAUAAUCUUUCACCCCAGACCAGCAGACAUUGGAGCGCUCCGCCUUUGGAGCGUCUCAGGGGCUUUGGGGAGGCGAAUGAACUCCCUGUGGUCGACACACCAGCGCCGUCCAGUGGGGCUCAGACCAGCAGAGCGGCCGGCUUCACGGGGCGACCGGGCCCUCGGGAAGCACCGCCCGGCAACAGCCUGAGCGGCAGUCCGAUCCGACGGGACCCGGGCCGAGAAAGGCCGGCCUCAUCCGUCACUGGUUUCCCCCAGAGGCCGAACCCUGCAAGCAGCGGAGGGACGCAGAAAGUGCGGUCGUACCUCUUUAAAGACGCCCCCGUUCAGCCCAGAGCCUCGACGAAUGACGGCCGAGAGUCUAUCAGUCGGCCAGGCAACGUUUCCGCACAUUGGCAAGUCCCAUCUGGAGCCCAAGGCCACGGCAAAAUUAGUUCUACUUUUAAAAUUUUCAACAAAAUGGGUCCAAACAAUCCGGAUACCAUGGCUCAGGUCGUUGCUCCAAAACUAAGUUAUACCCAACUUCAGUCCAGCACCAAACCCAGCUUUUACGGCUCUGCGCGGUCUCCUUCUCUGCGUCCUCCUCCAGGGCACAGUCGGCAUUGGAAAAGUUUGACCCCUUCUCCUCGUGGACUAACCCAGGAUGGCCGGGAACCCAUCAGGGGGAAAAUUGCUCCACUGGACCAGGUCAAUGCCACAAGAGAACUCACACGUGACUAUCAACCAGGGCGCUUCAUGAAGGGCGGCUAUCGCCUCAGAGGGUUUGUAAAUCCUCUGUUGCAACCCUUGAAGGAGCCUCCAGUCCUUUAUCUCCCAGAAACAGCAAACUCUCAACAGUCCACCCUCAAUAAAGAGCCCCACUUCUCAGAAGCCCACUCAAAAGUGUUCAAAAGCGCAAACGCGAACCAAUAUGUGUCACGAAAGUACAGCUUCGGCCAGAGACGAGCCUCCACCACUACCACUCGAGCCCCGGCAGGAGUUGGGAAUAUAAACAGCUCUUCACCAACUCCUGCAAACGUGGAGGUAGUGGCGCCGACCGUUUCCACUCCCACGCUGUCCACGACGGGCUUUAAGCUCAUCCGGCGUUUACUGCCUGAAAGCGAAGCACCGGGGGGCAGGAACACCACCCGGACUAGAGCCGGGCUCCACGGGGGCGCGUUUGAUGUGGAAGGAUCUGGCACUCGCCCACUGGAGGGAGCCAAAGCCUUAACUCACCCACCAGAUGCAACUGCGAAACAACCCAGACGGGGUUUGGAGGGUUAUAAGCUCCAGGGCUUGAAAAGCUGGCGGCGGAAUCGCAUCAGGAUUCACAGACGGUACAACGGGACCGCCAAACUGUCAGGACGAUCAAACGGUAGCGACGCCGCAGUGGGCCCGAACGAGGCCAACUUUUCUCAGGGAUUUCAGACUUUUACAAACGGAACUGCGGCCAGUAAGGAACCCAAUCCGGCCAUGGGCUCUGGCCUGGCGCCCGUAUCACACCUGAGGUCUGCGGGGCGCCUCAAAGGGGCCCCCAGAGUGAGGGGGGCCAACAGGAAAAGGAGCAGACCCGCUUCAGAGAGGAGGGUCCUGCUCCAAACCCCCACCAGCACCGCAGUGAGGGGCCGGCGCGUCCGGCCCAAACUGGGCCGAGGGAAGAGGCCCAAAGGGCCCGCUCCCCCCGGGGCCCACAGCCCCCCCAUAGUCCGGCUGCCCACGCGCUCGGAGAGGCUCAGAGCCAUCACCUACGCCGACAUCCUGGGAAGUGCCUCGUUCAUCAGCGUCCAGGCCGCCAACCAGAGGUCAGCACCCCCGAAUGAUGAGGUCCGGACUCCAAACGCAACAACACCAACAGGAGAGUGGACCUUGGAUCCGGAGGAAGGAAGUAACGUAACCACGAGUCCCGGAGAUCAUUCAGACCAGAAGGAGGAUUUGAAAAGAGCUGAAGGAGACGAUGACGAGAUGACCCCAGAUUUUUAUGUCGAUCGAAAGGGAAGUGGAGGUUUCAAUCAGUCCGAGGUUUCAUUGUCUUUCACAGGACGUCAGGCAGAAGGGACGGACUUGUCCGAACUGGAUUACCUCCGAAUAUCUACAGGAGACCUCUCGUUCAGCUCAACAGGGGGCUCCCGUCCGGGGGAGCGAUAGAAGCCCGUCAGGGUCCCAGAGCUGGAGCCGCUCCAAUAAAAGCUGCAAAAGCACCUGUGUUGUUUUUAUUUGUCAAACAAAACGGUCGAAUUAGACGUGUUUGUUUGGAACUAGAGAAAUAUUUUAGGGUUAGAUUAAUUAUUUUUUUAGCUGACGUUGGACUCACUGGGAUGGUCCGUUAUGUCAGAGCCCUUCUGGGAGCUGGUUCUGAGCAUGGAGGGUCCGAAAAGGAGUUCCACUUUAAGCUUUUGUGCGAAUGAGAUAUUUUGCGUGUUAAAAUGUGAGCCGAGUGUCACUGAUCACAAUUCCUUCCUUUAGCAAGGAGGCGAAUUUCCCAAACUUUUCUUAUCAUAUUGUUCUGACAGCUGCAUUUGUCUGUGGAUCCAGAUGUGC